AUGCAGGGCCAUGAAUUUGCCAAGUUAGUAGCUGAGGAAUUACUCGAUCGUUUCAUUUCCACAUUCAAAACACCAUCUCUCGUUUCUAAAAAAACUCUCUAUUCGAAUUCAUUCAAAAACAAUACCAUCACAACACCAUCAGGAUUGCCUGGUGGUGGUAGUGGUUCUUCUGGAAAUCAAGUGGCCGAUAAGAAAUCCUCACCACAACCACAAAAUCCACCCAAUUUAUUUGGUGGUGUGAAUUCCAUUGAUUUGAAUGAUUUGGAAACAAGUGUUGAUACCUCACAUCGAUUUGAUCAAAUGAUGAAUGUUGAACAAUUGUCGGUCGAUGAUUUGGAACAGGAUGAGUUUGAUUUUAAUAAUGUGAAUGUGGAUGAAAAGAUUUUUGAGGCCAAGUUGGCUGAAAUUUACUUGGAAUUGGUUUAUCCAAUUAUUGAACAUUGUAAGUGA
Naegleria gruberi is the source of this 450-nucleotide messenger RNA. RefSeq lists its product as uncharacterized. The transcript has a single exon. Lineage: Eukaryota; Heterolobosea; Eutetramitea; Acrasida; Naegleriidae. The record is from RefSeq and is a predicted model, not a curated record. The coding region runs from base 1 to 450 and encodes 149 amino acids.